AGCUUUCAGUGUGAUGGUUGUGGCGAUGUUGUAAAAAAGCCUAAAUUGCCUUCUCAUCGUUGUCGCUCAACAUUUUCUUGCAUCGAUUGCUCUGUUACUUUCCAAGGUCGUGCUUGGGAAACACAUACCUCAUGUAUAACUGAAGCCGAAAAGUUCCAAAAACACAUUUAUCAAAACAAGGUAACACCCUUCAUUUAUAUAUAUGAUCAUUUUAUUUAUAUUAUUUGCAGGCCCAAGGUAACGGUCAAAACAAUCAAAAGAACAAUAAAAAAGCCGGCAAGAAUCAAAAUGGCAACAGUACCAAUGACAAGAAAGAAGAUAAGCCUGUUUCACUCAUUGAUCAAUUGAAAAAGAGAAAAAAUGAAGAUGAAGCUAAAGAAGAAAGCGAAUCCAAGAAGCAAAAGACUGAGGAAAAGAAGAAGGAUAAGAAAAAGAAGAAUGGCUCGACAGAUUGGAAAUCAAUUGAACUGGAUAAAGAUGUAUCAACGAAUCUAAAGCUUGCAUUGAAGCAUGUACUGAAGGAUGGGCCAAUUAGCAUACGUGAUGCCAAAAAGAAAGCAAUAAACUUAAUUGAAAAGCACCCUAAGUACAAAAAGGACGAAGAUUUGAAAAAGACAUUUGAUAAAGUGCUCAAAAUUACCCUUGUAGACGACACUGUUACAUUCUUGUAAAAAAAAAACUUGAAAAGUGAAUAAAUCAUGACUACAUUGUAUAAAACAUAAUGAAAAACACUAUUAG
Messenger RNA from Rhizopus microsporus ATCC 52813, 738 nucleotides. RefSeq lists its product as uncharacterized. The record is from RefSeq and is a predicted model, not a curated record. Lineage: Eukaryota; Fungi; Mucoromycota; Mucoromycetes; Mucorales; Rhizopodaceae. The transcript is spliced from 2 exons. Gene Ontology annotation, molecular function: DNA binding. The annotation marks the transcript as partial. Gene Ontology annotation, cellular component: nucleolus. Gene Ontology annotation, biological process: negative regulation of transcription by RNA polymerase II; rRNA processing.